AUGGCGUGAACAGGAAUGAGCCUUACCAGGAAGUGUAUCGAAUCUCGACUGCGCAUGUUCGCAAGCAUUUCAGAAUGUAAGGAUGUGUUCGACGUCGUUGUAAAAGCACAGUGGACAGAAGAGAAGGCCAUGGCGAACACAGAGAUCACCGUGUCCAUGGGGGACAUGGUGGUGGUGAAGACUACGGAGGAGGAUGAUGAGGAACCAGACAAUGGAAGCAAGACGCAGGUCAUCCUCCAGCUCCAGCCCAUCACACAUGGGUUAGAGGAAGAUGCUGGAGAGGAAGAAACAGCUAUGGUGGCAGUUGAGGCACAGGAAGAAGCCACAAUAGAUGGAGAGGAAGUGGAAUUAGGCUACCCCAUUACAUGUGGAGAGAGUAAAGCUGUGCUCCUCUUUAAGAAGUUCGUGUGCCCUGGAAUCAAUGUGAAAUGUGUGAAGUAUGACGACCAGCUGAUUAGUCCCAAGCAGUUUGUGCACAUGUCAGGGAAAGCCACGCUCAAGGACUGGAAGAGAGCCAUCAGGAUGGGCGGGGUCAUGCUCAGGAAGAUGAUGGACUCGGGCCAGCUGGACUUCUACCAGCACAGCACGCUGUGCACAAACACCUGCCGCAGCACCAAGUUCGACCUGCUCAUCAGCAACACCCGCUUCCCCCCUGACAGCACGCUGCUGUCUACGCCCACCUCGGCCUCAGUCCCCAUGGGUAACGGAGAGCAGGGAGGUGGCAUGACGGAGGAGGCGACGGCUGCAGCCGCGGUGGAGUGGAGUACCACCAGUAUGGAGGUGAUCGAGAAGAAGGAAGGCCAGGAGAUCUCGGAGGACACUCUGAACUUCUGGAAGGGCAUAGCCGACGUGGGGCUGAUGGGGGAGGUGGUGACCAACAUCCGCACGGAGCUGCUGGAGAUGCUGAAAGGGGUGCAGCUGCGCUCCGACCAAACCAGCCUGCAGGACUCGGAGGUGGCCGUGUUGAGUAAUCUGGUUCAGGUGUUCGGCCUGCUCGACUCCAUCAAGAAGAUCCUGAACGAGAAGCGACAGCAGACCGACCCCAGCCAAGAACAGGACCUCCACACUCUGACUAGUCUGGAGCAACAGCUGGAAGAACAGAAGAAGCAGCAAGCACAGAGUUGGCUGGCGCUCAACAGCAUGGUGGCGCCCCCUCCUCCUCCUCCCACCAAACGUGCCCCCAAGAGACCCCGUCUGCAGCGGCCGGCCUCCACCACCACGCUCCUGGGCUCGUCGACGACGGCGACGUCCCAGGCGAUGACCCUACAGCCGCAGCAGUUCACCGUCCUCUCGCCGAUCACGCUCACGUCUAUGGGCCAGCCGUUCACCUUGGGCAACCUGCCCAUCGCCACGCUGGCCCAGCCCACCAACACCGUCACCCUCCACACGCUGCCCGGCGGCUCGCAGAUCUUCACCCGAUACACCACCGCCGGUGCCGGGGGCAUGAGUGUCGUUUCCGCGGACGGCAAGGGCGACACCUACACCCUCCACCCGUCGUCGGGGCUCACGCUAGUGGGCACGGCCACAAUGCAGGACCCUAGCCAGCUGGGGGCGAUGAUGAGCCCCGUGGAGCUGGUGCAGCUAACGCAGGGCGCCAUUGGGGCGGAGGGGAUGAUGGUGUCGGCCUCGGGAGCGGAGGUGAUGGAAGGGACGAUGCUGGUCCAGCAGGAGCUGGGCAGAGUAGUAGAGGAGGAGAACCAACACACCACGGUCAUCGAGAUCGACCCGGCCCCCGGGCAGCAGCACACGGUCGGGGUGAUGGAGCUGCAGCUGGCUGGGGCUUCCGCCGAGGCUGUGGACGAAGACGAAGUGACCACCGUGGUGGUGCAGGGAUCGAUGAUGACCACCGCGGACGGAGGCGAGGAGGAGGAGGCGGAGGAAGGUACACCCAUGGAGGAGCAGGCAGGGGAGGAGAUGCAGAGAGGCCAGGGGGAGGCGCAGGAAGAGGAGGAGACGGAGCAGGGUGAGGGGGAGGAGGUGACGGCAGGAGACCUGCAGCUGGAGGCUCACGGACAGCUGGAGACGCUGCAGAUUAUGGUGGUGGAGGACGGGACGCCAGCUGCCAACACAGAGGACAAGUGAGGAGGUGUGGGAGGAUUGUCUGCACUGCCAACAGCACAGGCAAGGAGGAGAACAAACUGGCACGUGUGUGUGAGUGUGUGUAUGCGCGCGCGCGCGCGCGCGCGCGCGUGUGUGUGUGUGAGAGAAACGUGUCUGAGAGAUUCACGUUCAGAGCUGCCAAGGACAAAACCUUCACACUAAUGCACUGUCACAUGGACCUCCGUAACUCUUGCUGUGUUGUAGUUGACAAAAUUCUAAUUUAAAUAAAACAUCUGCUCGACAGGGUU
This is a messenger RNA of Clupea harengus (Atlantic herring), 2348 nucleotides long. RefSeq names its product glucocorticoid modulatory element binding protein 1 (gene gmeb1). The record is from RefSeq and is a predicted model, not a curated record. Gene Ontology annotation, molecular function: RNA polymerase II cis-regulatory region sequence-specific DNA binding. Gene Ontology annotation, biological process: regulation of transcription by RNA polymerase II. Gene Ontology annotation, cellular component: nucleus. Lineage: Eukaryota; Metazoa; Chordata; Actinopteri; Clupeiformes; Clupeidae.